Haemonchus placei is the source of this 738-nucleotide messenger RNA. The record is from the annotation of a GenBank genome assembly. Lineage: Eukaryota; Metazoa; Nematoda; Chromadorea; Rhabditida; Trichostrongylidae.
AUGGUCAUUACGUACCCGUUCGAAAAUUGUGCAACAGACGGAAAUGACAAGGAUUAUUUCCCACCCAGCGCAGUACAACUGAAGACUCGUCAACAAGCCGAAGAAGCUUUGAAGACAAGCCAUCAAAUAACGGAGAAAUUCUGGACAAUAUGGAAGAAUCAGUACCUCACCAGCCUCCGAGAGAAACACAAGCUUCUCAUGAACAACAAAGGCGGAACCCGAAAAAUACCAGCCAGAAAUACUGUGGUGCUCAUUUACGAUUCAACAUCUCCACGUAACACUUGGAAACUGGGACGUAUACACGAUCUUUCUCCGUCAGAGAAUGGAAUCAUCCGAGAAGCACAUGUUAAGUUACCAAAUGGAAGAGUCAUCCGAAGACCUGUAAACUUUCUCAUUCCGCUCGAGCUACAAGACGGUACAGAUACAGAGGUAUCACCAAUAGUCAACAACAGCAGGAGGUGGGAGAACUCACAAGUGAGGCGUAGUCAUCGUUACAACCUCAGGCCACGACGAACUAAUCACGAACAGAGUGAAAUUCAACCAGAGAACUCGCCAAACGACACAAUAGAACAAGAAUACAGCACGAACCUGCAGGCGGCUCAAUUCACAACGAAACGAAAUAAUGAAUUGGAGGAUUUUCAGCGCUCUACGUCAGCAACACAGCCCGCCGCGGAGUAUAGAGAUUCCUCUAUUAUCAACCCACCUCCAACCAAGUUGUUUACGAACAAGAAAAAAUGA